GGGAACGACCCAUUCAAAAUAAUCGCUGAAAAUAUUAUUACUGUGUAAUAAGAAAACGAAAAUACAGUACGUAGAUCGAUUAUGUUUUUUAAGUUCGUACUUUUGACGAUCGUUGGUUCUUCGGUUAAGUACGGUACUUUCAAGCCCUUAAAUGAGAUUGAGUUUGCAACGUUUUUCGCAAUAUCGUUCCACGGGUGCAACAAGCUCGCCGAAAACUAAAUGCUCCACAGAACAGAAUUUCCCGGUGAUCGAUUUUUGAAUCGGACAACUUCUGUUUUCCACACCAAGAACAAGCAUCAACUCGAUCAACCACCCAGGAUGACGACAGAAUUCGACCCCAAAACCCCCAGGACCGAUGGGAAGGAUGCAAUGGAAGGAAACGAUGAAGUUCCAUCCGGACUCGGCUCACGAAUGUAUUGGUUAUUCAACAUGAGCCAACCACAACAAAAACCUGAAACCCCAAAGGUCGUGGAUGGGAGGGACGAGAUUGCUAGCAGCACCGAGGCUCGGGCCGAUUCCGGGCGUGAAACCCUCGAAACCGAUGGGACGGACGACGCUUGGAUUGCAGGCAAUGAAGUUGGGAAGGAAAAGAUUGCCAAACAAGUACCCGGGCACAACAAUGGAUCGGACGACUGUGGUCCCGAAGCACUCGAAGCCGAUAUUCUGCAGCGCAUUGAAACGAUGAGGGCAGACAUCGAGAAGCUCACUGCCGUGGUCAAAGCACAAGAGGACUGUUGCGAGUACGAGGAUGAGGAAAAAAUGCAUCUAGAAACAAUCAAUGCGAUGAGAAACUCUCACCGAGAUAUAUACUCGUUUAUCGGAUUCAAUGUUUCGAUACGUUCCUUUGUUUUCGGAUUCUUGGUGGUUCUGUUCCAGAUCUGUUUCCUUGUAGUCCUGAUUAUUGGUACACGGCACGAUGAACACGAUGGUGUAUGCUUUCCAACACAUCUCACCACCGAUACGAGGGCGGCACAGAUCUUGUGUUUAGUUUUCUAUGUGUUGUUUCCGAGCUCGUCCAUAAUGGAUAUCAUCGUGGGAAUAGAGUUGUUUCCUCUAUUUCACACGAGCAGCCGCGACGACAAACUCGACCAUUGGAUCGCGCACGAGAUGUUUGGAUUGGCGUCUUGCUUGAAAAUCACGCUGGGCUGGGCGGCGGUACUGGCGGCUUUUUUUUUGGUAAUGACAUCGCCAUCGGCGAUUGCCGUUGUCUUGAGGUUCACGGCCGUCAACUUUGUUUCCGAAAUCGACAACGACGCCUUCUCUCUGGCGGCAGAGGGAGCGCUGGGCCGCCACAUGACCGUGGUAGCUCGGCAAAUCAACAAAAACCUGGACAGCAUGAUUCCUCCCGGAAUCGACGACCGCCGAUCGGGACGGAGAUCCGCCUUUGGGUUCGUGCAGUUCCUGAUUCUUACGACGCUUGUCACCACUUCCAUACUGAUCUUCGCAAUGCAAGACGACUGUUAUUGAAUCCAUCCAACGCAAUUGGUACGCUGAGAACAAUUCCGAUCAUUGCAGCGAUAAUCGCCGAGCCCAUGGUCCAUCCGAGGAGUUUUUGAAAGCAAAAAUACAGGAUCGGUCCCGAACAAUAUUAGUCUGUUGGGGUAGGCGUUGGUUUUGUUGAUUUACGAGGCGGGAUGCAUACCUAGACAGGUCGUGAAUCACCAAAUAGAGCACAAGAGAAAAG
Pseudo-nitzschia multistriata is the source of this 1684-nucleotide messenger RNA. NCBI's taxonomy places the organism in Eukaryota, Bacillariophyta, Bacillariophyceae, Bacillariales, Bacillariaceae. The record is from the annotation of a GenBank genome assembly.